AUGGCGCAUGAAAUGGAAAUCAACCUUGUUUUGCAUAAGACUCAGUUGUGCCCAGAAUUUGUCGUACGAUUAGAGCAAUUUCAUAUCGAUACCAUCAAUGUCGGGUCAGGAACAACAUGGGUAAUAUCAACCUCUACCGUAGAUUGUCUCGCAGUGCACGACCAUUUGGGCGAGCUGUUGAAGCUGAUAGAUGAUGCAGCCAUCUACGUUGAUCCCGUUGACAUUCAGCAUGCAUUUUUGCUUACGUUGGAUACAGUGAGUGAUGGCUCCGAAUAUACGGAUAGCUUCAUCCACAUGGCGUACAACUUUUACUACCAUGGAGGCACCACAACGACAAGUACUCCCACCUUUAAUUUACCUCUGGAAUCACGGGGAGGAUCCAAGGCGAUAACUUCUGCACGCCAAAUCACUCUGGAGAUGCUGAUAGCCCAAUUCGUCGAAACCAGCACUUCCAUUAACGGCAUCUUGUAUCUAGUGCGCCCAGAUGAGAGAUGCUACUGCUGCAUUACACGGUUUCCCAAUCAACAAUUCUUUAUCUGCGUACUGGAUCCAGAUGGACAUGUAUCUAUGCCGCCUUUUGACUACGAUAUGCUGCUCGCCUAUCAAAAGAGAAAGACGGGCUAUUUCAUUGAUAAAUGGGGCCAGCAGCUGCUGACCAAGAGGAGGGUUUAUUUGUGCGUGCGUUUUAAUAUAAUACAAUGCCAUUUUACAUAA
Molecule: messenger RNA, 714 nt
Organism: Mucor velutinosus
Lineage: Eukaryota; Fungi; Mucoromycota; Mucoromycetes; Mucorales; Mucoraceae
Exons: 1
Coding region: 1-714 (237 amino acids)
Source: RefSeq, a predicted model, not a curated record